AUGAUUCAUUUUUUCUGUUGUGACAAGUUGCGAAACCAUGAGGAGCAAUAUGAUGUGGUUAACAAAAUUGUUGAAUUAAACGUUGCAUUAUAUGCAUUUGUUAUCAUCGAUGAUGAUGGUUUACGAAUUAUAGAACAUCAUCCAAUUGAUGUAAUAUCGUUUGCUUCACCGGGCAGAGAGGACUGCCUUAAAGGAAUUCUUUGUUUCGUUUCUAAUAUAAAUAAGGAAGCUGGAAGACGUUGUUUAGUUUUCCAAGAGCCAGAUGGUAGUGUCGAUUUCAUUAUGGAGACAAUGGGGAAAAUCUUUCGUCUAAAAAAUGAAGGCAGUCCAUCAUCUAUAAUUUUUUAUUAUUCUUUAUUAUUUUUGUUCCAAUUUUUUCGAUAUGCAAUUACAGAUCAUGAAUAUAUGAAUAUUUGUUCAUUGCCAGUGGCUAAAGGCUUGGAUAAAAAAAUUUGGUUCCAUGGAGAGAUUGAUCGUGCCAGUGCAGAAUCUUUAUUGCGUAAUGAGGGGGACUUUCUCGUUCGUCUCAGUCGAAGUACUACCAAUAAUUUCGUGCUUUCUGGAUUUACCAAUUCAGUUCCUAAACACUUUCUUCUUCUUGAUGAGAAUGAUUUAAAAGUUCGUAAGCAAAGUCAAGUGUUUGAAACGAUUGUCGAAUUGAUAGAUCAUCAUCGCGCAUGGAAUGUGCCAAUUAUCUCAGAAGGCAGUGAAUUACACCUUAUCCGACCCAUCGUAAGAGGAGCGGCAACAGCCCGCCGAUAA
Molecule: messenger RNA, 762 nt
Organism: Dracunculus medinensis (Guinea worm)
Lineage: Eukaryota; Metazoa; Nematoda; Chromadorea; Rhabditida; Dracunculidae
Source: the annotation of a GenBank genome assembly